Molecule: messenger RNA, 921 nt
Organism: Toxotes jaculatrix (banded archerfish)
Lineage: Eukaryota; Metazoa; Chordata; Actinopteri; Toxotidae
Product: homeobox protein Hox-D11b-like
Exons: 3
Coding region: 1-921 (306 amino acids)
Biological process (GO): regulation of transcription by RNA polymerase II; anatomical structure development
Cellular component (GO): nucleus
Molecular function (GO): DNA-binding transcription factor activity, RNA polymerase II-specific; RNA polymerase II cis-regulatory region sequence-specific DNA binding
Source: RefSeq, a predicted model, not a curated record
AUGUAUUUACCAAGCUGCACCUAUCCGUCAAAGUCUGACUUUGGCACCACCACUUCCUCGUUUUUAACGGAGAACGGCACCGGUUUGAGGGACCACAGGCUGUCGGAGUACCGGAGCUACUGCUGCUAUGAGCCACAACAGCGGUAUCCUCCUCCGGGCAAAUGGACCCUGUACCAGGCGACUUGCCCCGUCGCCUCCCCGCCGCCAACCUGCUUCAGCUUGCCGGGUGAGGCCGUUUAUCAUGAGUACCAGGGGUUGCCAUCCCAGAAGGAAACGAUAUUCAGAAGCAGUAAGGACUGCUUUUUGUAUGGCGGGCCGGUUCACGGCGCAUCUGAUCCCCGUUUUCACGCACAUGCGUUUUCCGGAGACCAGCGGUGUUUCCCCGGCAGACACACGACUUACAACCCGGAUUCACACCCACUCCUCCCGUCAGGCCGGAGUAGAAUCCCACCCCCGGAUUUCGAGCAGUUUUUCGAGCAUAGAGAAAAAGUAGAGGAUCCGAAAGCAGACAUUAUCACUGGGAACCGACACGUGAAAGAGACGAAUCGGACCGAGUGGACGGGCUGUCACAGCGGGGAGAGCAGCGAGGUGAGGGCGGGGUCAGAGUCACCCCUGCCUGGGAAGGAGGACCAGGAGGAUACGCCGUCAUCCGGCGGCAGUGGAGGAGACAGCAGACACGACCAGACAGAGUCUUCUGUGAAGAGGAAGAAGCGCUGUCCUUACUCCAAGCAGCAGAUUAGAGAGUUGGAGAGAGAGUUUCUAUUCAACAUCUACAUCAACAAGGACAGACGGAUGCAGCUGUCCCGCCUUCUGCUUCUUACAGAUCGACAGGUGAAAAUCUGGUUCCAGAACAGAAGAAUGAAGGAGAAGAAACUGAAAAGAGAGAGGCUGCAGUACUACACACAUUACCACCUGUUCUGA